UUAAUUUUCUUUUCAUUCUAGAUUGGAUGAAUCGAUGAGCAUCCACGAUACAUGUCAUGAGGCAAAUGCGCUAGUGAUCUAGUGAGCUAGAACUGAGUUAUUAAUACAUUCAGAGCUAGUGUGAGUUAGUGAGACAUUCUAUCGGUGUGAAUGAUAUAUAUCUUUUAUAUCACUCAGGAGCUACACAUCUCUAUGUUAUUGAUUGUCUCCUCUGACAAUAUUUUCAAAUAAUAUAAUUUGAAAUUAUUUCAAAAUGUACCUAUACUUAAACUGCAAUAUAUUUUGUGAGCUUAUUUACGAUAAAAGAAAAAACGGGAACUGAUUCGAUUAUAUCUUAAAUACGAAGAAUUUCCAAACAUUUCAAUCAUGAAUACUGUGGGCAACAGAAUAACGUACAAAAGAAAACGGCCAAAUCCGAUGUUCCAGGAGUGGCUCGAAGAGUUACACGAGGAAGCCAAGGAAAAAGGCAGUAAACUAGAGCCGAUGCUAAGAGAAGCAUUAGACUCCCUCUCUAAGUAUCCUUUACCGUUAAAUUCGGGAGCAGAAUGUGCUAUACUGAGAGGUUUUCAAAAGAAAUUAUGCAUAUUCUUAGAUAAACGGUUAGAAGUUUACAAUAGUAAUUUGAAUGACUGUAAAGAUGAAGAAUGUAUCGCAACACAUGGUGAAACAUUAAGUGAAGAUAGUUCUAGUGAAAAAGAUCUGAAUCUACACUCGAGCGAUGAUGACUUAAAAGAUAAAAAUAAAUAUCUACCUUUAGAACUUAAUGUGGAUACAGUCGAUCUGAGUAUAAGUUCUGAAUGUUCUUUAAGCCCUAGUUCAUCUGCUUUUGAUAGUUUAAUGAAUAGUUACAAACUAGAUUGUUCUAUCUCCAAAACAAAUUCUGAGCAGCUUGAAUGUGUUUCUCCAAUAAUAGCUAGUCCCUGUUCAAGAAAUGAUGAUGUAAAUAAUUUUAAUUUUGAAGGCAAUUUAAGUAGUCAAAUGAAAAAACAACCUAAAUGUUACAAACCUGUAUAUAGAUCUGGUAGUUAUGCAAUACUAAUAGCAUUGCUAGAUAACUUUAAAGAAAAUCAAAUUAAACCUUUGUUAACCAAGGAACAGUUAAUUGAGAGAGCUCAACCACACUGUGAAGAGUCUUUUGUGAGGCCAAAACCAGAUACAUACUACACAGCGUGGUCAAGUAUGAGUAAGCUGAUAACAAAAGGUUUAGUAAAUAAAACUGUAAAGAAAAAAACAUAUUAUAAUUUGACUGAAAAUGGGAUAAAAUUAGCUAGUGAUUUAUUAAAAGAAUCUAUAAGAAUACCUACUCUGAAUGAUAUUAUUUUUAAUGAUACUCCACAAGUAUAUGCAUCAUCAAACAGUGGUAGUUCAAAAAAUAUUUCAGCAUCCUCACCAAUUACUGUAUCACCAAAUAAUAAUGGCUUAAAAAGUAAUAGCUUGGAACCAUUAUCAAUUGCUGCACCAGUAACUUCAUUAGUCAGUACUUCAUCAAGCUUUAAAAGCUUAAAUGAAAAAAGUUCACCAAUUACAUCAUCAAAUAUGAGUAUUUUAGAGAAUAAUGAUUUCAAUUUAUCACCAAACAAUUCAUUAACAAACAUUGAUAGUAUAAAGAAAUGGACAUCAUCACCUAUGGCUGUAACAGUGCACCUUGAAAAUUCUUCAAAUAAAUUUAGUUCAACAGCAUCACGAUCCGGAGCAUCGAUUAUAGAUAGCCCAAAGAAGAAUACAUUAGCUUCAUUUAUAGAUUCUGCAUCUGUUGAUAAGCAAAAUAAAUCUAGUUCAAGUCAAUUAUUUAGUAAUGAUUGUUUGAAAGAUACUUCAAAAGGGUCACCUGUUGUUGAAUCAUCAAACCAGGAUCAGGAUACACCAGGAUCAUCAUCUGCUUGUAGCUUAGAAGAUACACUUUCGAACAUUGCAAUAGAAUUUCCAAAAGGGUCUUUUGAUGUAAUACUUCUAAUUGAUAAGAAUGAAACAAGUGGGCUAUCUAAGAAAAAUGAUCCGACAAUGGUUCAGUUUAAAAAGUUCCCAGAUCUCAAACACGAAUAUAGAAGUUUAAAAGUUGGUGAUUUUUUGUGGAUUGCUAGACAUCGUGUUAACAAUGAAGAACUUGUGCUGCCGUAUAUAAUAGAACGGAAGAGAAUGGAUGACCUCGGCGCUAGUAUAAAGGACGGGCGUUUUCACGAGCAAAAAUUUCGAUUGAAGAAGUGCGGACUGAAGCACGUUAUUUAUUUGAUAGAGAACUACGGUAAAAAUAAACAUGUAGGAUUGCCUUUACAGGCAUUGAGACAAGCCUUAGCCAAUACGAAGGUUCAAGAUGGAUUCAAAAUUCACAUGACCGACUCAUUAACUCAUUCCACUAGGUUUUUGGCUAUGAUGACUAAAAGGCUCACUUUAGAGUUUAAGGAUCAAAGUUUAGUAGGCUCUAACCACGAACAGAGCCCCACAAAACUAAUGACGUAUGAAUACUUCAGCAAAACAUCAAUGAAAACAAAAAAAAUGAGUGUAAUGGAAACUUUUGUUAAAAUGCUAGUACAAUUAAAAGGAAUGUCAUUAGAAAAAGCAUUAGCUGUAACUAAUAAAUUUAAGACUCUUAGAUCCAUUAUAGAAGCGUAUAAACAAUGUGGCCAAAGGGAAGGUCAGCUUCUAUUAGCGAAUUUGAAAUAUGGUGAUCUGAAUCGUAACGUAGGUCCGACCGUCAGCAAAUCUGUUUACGAUUUGUUUACAGAAAGAAGUUCGGAAUAACCUUUUGUUUGUAAUACAUUUAAAUGUACAUAUAGUGUAAAUAAAAUAAAACCAAUUUUUCAA
Messenger RNA from Bombyx mori (domestic silkworm), 2802 nucleotides. It is a transcript of the gene mus81, whose product is annotated as crossover junction endonuclease MUS81. Gene Ontology annotation, biological process: resolution of meiotic recombination intermediates; mitotic intra-S DNA damage checkpoint signaling; double-strand break repair via break-induced replication. Lineage: Eukaryota; Metazoa; Arthropoda; Insecta; Lepidoptera; Bombycidae. Bases 367 to 2739 code for a protein of 790 amino acids. Gene Ontology annotation, cellular component: nucleus; Holliday junction resolvase complex. The transcript has 4 exons. The record is from RefSeq and is a predicted model, not a curated record. Gene Ontology annotation, molecular function: 3'-flap endonuclease activity; crossover junction DNA endonuclease activity; DNA binding.